Molecule: messenger RNA, 2106 nt
Organism: Musa acuminata AAA Group (dessert banana)
Lineage: Eukaryota; Viridiplantae; Streptophyta; Magnoliopsida; Zingiberales; Musaceae
Product: amino acid transporter ANT1-like
Exons: 3
Coding region: 83-1396 (437 amino acids)
Biological process (GO): amino acid transmembrane transport
Cellular component (GO): vacuolar membrane
Molecular function (GO): L-amino acid transmembrane transporter activity
Source: RefSeq, a predicted model, not a curated record
UGCCCUCAUUCAACCGGUUCGGUUCGGGUCGGGUGGGCGGUGGCGGUAGCAUCAGCUCGAGCGAGGAAGAGGAGGGGAGGCGAUGGAAGCGAAGGCGGAAGCUCCGCUUCUGGAGGUGGCCGCCUCGGCCGGUGGUCGUAGCAGCGGCCGGGCAACGGCAGCGCAGACGCUGGGGAACAUCGUGGUGUCGAUCGUGGGGACGGGAGUGCUGGGCCUGCCUUACGCCUUUCGUGUCGCGGGUUGGCUCGCGGGCUCCCUCGGCGUCGCGGCCGCCGGCGUCUCCACCUACUACUGCAUGCUCCUCAUCGUGCAAUGCAGAAAAAGAUUAUGGGAGGAGGAGGAAGAAGAAGAAGAAGAAGAAGAAGAGAAGGCAAAUGAGUUGUUGCAUUUACAAACUUAUGGGGAUUUGGGUGGGAAAGCCUUUGGGUCCAUCGGUCGCUACAUGACUGAACUUCUUAUUCUUGCUGCCCAAACUGGGGGUUCUAUAGCUUACUUAGUCUUCAUUGGUCAGAAUCUCUCAUCGAUCUUCACAUCAAUCAAAACCAAGGAACAACACAUAAACCCGGCUGUCUUUAUUUUCCUCCUUUUGCUUCCCCUUGAAAUUGCUCUUUCUUUUAUUCGGUCUCUUCCUUCUCUUGCCCCUUUCAGUGCUUUUGCUGAUUUGUGCAACAUUCUUGCAAUGGCCAUUGUCAUCAAAGAGGACCUUCAAAUCUUUGACAAUUCCAGGAACAGGAGUGCUUUUAAUGGGGCUUGGGGACUACCAUUUGCAGGAGGAAUGGCAGUGUUCUGUUUUGAAGGCUUCAGCAUGACAUUAGCAUUAGAGGCAUCCAUGGCUGAGAGGCGAAAAUUUCCCUGGGUGCUCUUGCAGGCAUUCAUUGGGAUUACUGUUGCCUAUGUUUGUUUUGGGUUAUUUGGUUAUCUAGCAUAUGGAAAUGAGACCAAAGACAUAAUAACACUUAAUCUUCCAAACAAUUGGUCUGCUAUUGCGGUAAAGGCUGGGCUCUGCAUAGCUCUAGCAUUCACAUUUCCAAUCAUGAUGCAUCCGAUCAAUGAGAUCAUUGAGACAAGGCUGAAGUCAAGUCGAUGGUUUCAGAAGCUUAUUAACACUUUCCGAUGUGCAGAGUGGUUAGGGUUGCACGGGAGCCGCAUACUUGUGUUGGUGCUGCUGUCUAUGUUGGCUUCUUUUGUCCCAGGCUUUGGAAACUUCGUCUCUUUCGUGGGAAGCACUGUUUGUGCACUGCUCUCCUUUGUUUUGCCAGCCAUGUUUCACCUCACUAUUAUUGGUUCUGAAAUGAGAUCGUGGCAGAGAAUUUUGGAUUAUUGCAUAAUUCUUAUUGGUCUGGCUUUUGCUGGGUAUGGAACGUUUAACACCAUCUCAGGCCACUCAUCCAAUUGACAUUUUGGCAAAGGAAUCGCAGGACAGUUCCAUCUUGGCCUGGUAUGUAUGUUGGUGCCUAGAGUCACUAGUCAUGUGUUAAGAGUGCCAGCUGAAGUGGGUGAACAUGCAUUGUGACUAUUCUCCCAUGCAAAAGAACAGUAGCCUUCAUCGAUAAUCAUCCUUUAAAUUUGAUGUACUUCUUAAUGGACACAUAAAUUAGUAUUUUCAUAAAAUUUAUUGUAUAGGAAGCUGAAUUAUUAUUCGGGCCAUAAAUAUAUUAGAAAUGUGGCUCUUCAAACAAAACCACUCUGCUACUUGAUCUUUGAACAAGUAUCUUUGAUGUACUCGGUGGAAAUUAUGGGGUUUUUUGGCAUAUUACAAGUGUGGCUAAUCAAGUUUUGCUGCUAUCUCGGUUAAAACAGUGCCAUUGUGGAAGCCUAAGAUGAUUGAUCUUGCUAUGGUGAAAGUACCUGUGACAGCUUUGUGAUCCAGCAGAAUGUGCUACUCAAAGUAGUUGUUUUCCUCUGGUAAAUUCGGACUUGAACUGUACAAGAUAGUUUGGCCAACAAUAUACCGGUGCUGAUUAUCGGAUUACUACCUUCAGAUAUUUCAUAUUUGGUAUAUCUUUCUCGGUGAUUGCUCCUUUCGGAUAUUGUAAGAUCAAUAAUCUUUUAUUUAUGCCACAUUUGCUAGUUUUCUUGAUACAAAUAUUCUUCGACUUCCUGGGA